AUGGAUGUAAGUGCUAGUACUUCCAUGUAUCCCAAGCAAGAUACUUAUGAAUAAUAUACUUAGGCAAGUAACUUAAAAUCUAGUAAUCUUAAUAGAAAAUCUACCAAGAUUGAAUACCUUUCGUAAGAAAACAUCUAACUGAAAGAAGAAAUUUAAGAACUAUAAAACAUGCUUCGGCUAAAUAAAGAAGCCUUAAAGAUUGCAGUUAAUGGAGUUGGAAAUACUUCACCAGGUUCAGAUAACUUAUAGGUGUAAAGUACAAAAGUUAAAACAACAGACUCUCGUGGUGGCCAAUCUUAAAGUGGAGAUAACCCAAAAGCAUUAAAUAUGGUUUUGCAUGCACUCUAUGAAGAAAAUUCUGUACUUUCAAGAAAAAUAGAAAAAUUGACAGAAGAAAGAAAUAUUGCAUAAAGCAAAGCAUUUAUAAAUGAAUAAAUAUCUGAAGCAUCGCAGAAGCAUGAAAGAGAAUUGAUAAUCGAGCUAGAAGAAAAAGUUUAAAGAUUAACACAAAAGCUGAGAGAGAGUGAAAAAACUAUUCAUCAACUAGAAAGAUGCACUCCAGAAUAUGAUGAAGAAGCGGGUAUCGUCAUAAAAUACAGAGAUGUGAUUAGUGUAAAUGAGCAAACAAAAGUAAUGCAUGAUGAGAUGGAAAAACUAAAUGCAAUUAUUGCUAAAUAAAAAAAAAGUAUUGAUGAAUUGAAGAGUGAUAGAUAAGAUCUACUCAGAUUAAAUAUGUCUCUUAGCCAAGAGGUUGUCAAGCUUAAAACAGCAUUACAAGCUUCCCACACAAGCGGAAGAAUGAAUUUUGAUGCUAUUUCAGGUCCUGCUCCGAAUGCCUAAAUGCUAAUUAAUUUCCAUUAAAAAUUGGCUAAGAAUCCUGAUGACAGUGAUGAAGAAGCUGAGGACUAUUCGUUUGACCAGCUUCCAGAUAAAUGUGAAAAAAAAGUAUAAGAAAAAUCACCUAUGGCAACAGGAGAAGAAAACAAAGUAAACGCCCCAAAAAUGGCAAUACCUAUAUUGAACUUAGCUAAAGCUAAAUAAAUUAUGGAAUUGAAUGCCAAAAAAUCUACUCAAUAACAACAAUUAAAAGAAGCACAAUAAGGAAAUAUUCAAUUAUACAUUGAGAAAAUAAAAAAAUUAGAAAAAGAUAUUGAUAUUGCUAGAAGAAAUUUGAGUAGAGAAAUGCUUCUUAAUAAAACUCUAACCAUCUAAAAUGAAUCUCUAAAAAGGUAAACAUUGGAACUAGAAUCAACAAAUGAAAUUCUGAUAAAUUCUCAUCAACUAUUUGAGGAAAAGUGGACAAAAAUUGUGAAUGCUUUUGAAUUUUACAAAGAAUACUAUAGAAAACAUGUAGAAAUGAUUUCGAGUAGAAAGAGCCCUUAAUCCCCAAAUCGCUCUAUUUUACAAUCAGAUAAUGAUAAUAGCUAUGAUGCAGAAAGAAUCAUGAAGAUAAAGAACUAGCAACAAAACAUAUGUCUUUCACAAAUCCAAAGAAUGCCAUCACAAAUUUAAAAAUCGCUUAUGUAGGUUAAUUAGGAUGAUUAUAAGUUUGAGGUCGAAAGAAAAUAAUAAUUAAUAAUAGAUGGAGCAUAUUCUAAAUAAGAUGCUAAAGAUUUUAUGGUAUCGAUGGCUAAAGACUUGUAUUAAUAAUUAGAAAAAAAUAAAUUUGAUAAAUUAGCAGAAAAUCAUCACCCUGAAAUGAAUGAAUUUCCUGCAAAGGCAAUAAAUGCAUUAAAAAAUACAGCAUCAACAGCUUCAUCUUAAAGAAAACUUAAAAGGUGCUUUAGCAACACACUAGAUUAUGUAAAUUAGUAAAAGUUUUAAGAUGAGCUUUAAUAAAUGAUGGAAGUCCAACAAAAUAUUAAAAGCUAAAAUGAUAAAAGCAGCAUUCUAUUCCUAUAAUAUAAUUAAAAAUAAAAGGAUAUUUCUGACAUUAAAAUCGUAAAUGCCGUGAAUUGA
This is a messenger RNA of Tetrahymena thermophila SB210, 1959 nucleotides long. RefSeq lists its product as hypothetical. NCBI's taxonomy places the organism in Eukaryota, Ciliophora, Oligohymenophorea, Hymenostomatida, Tetrahymenidae. The transcript has 7 exons. The record is from RefSeq and is a predicted model, not a curated record.